UCCGGCGGGCGGAGGUCAAAGGCUGGGAGCCGCUUCCGGCUUCUGCCCCGGGGGAUGGACGAGGACGGGCUACCCCUGGUGGGCUCCGGUAUCGACCUCACCAAGGUUCCAGCUAUUCAGCAGAAAAGAACUGUGGCAUUUCUAAACCAGUUUGUGGUUCACACAGUACAGUUUCUUAACCGGUUUUCUACUGUUUGUGAAGAGAAACUGUCAGCGCUCUCCCUCCGUAUUCAACAGAUUGAAACAACGCUUAAUAUUUUGGAUGCAAAGUUAUCUUCUAUUCCUGGCCUAGAAGAUGUCAAAUUUGAAGUAUCCAGUGCAAAUGUAAAUAGUGUUACAAAUGGUCCAGUUCUACAAGCUACUACAGAACAACAAUCAACAUCUGUAUCUCCUCAAUCAGAACAAAACAGUAUACAUGAGACAGGAUUACAGAAAACGGAAGCAGCAGAGGAAAAUGUCAUCACUGUAGCAAAGGAUCCAAGAUAUGCCAGAUAUCUCAAAAUGGUUCAAGUGGGUGUUCCUGUUAUGGCAAUAAGAAACAAGAUGAUUUCUGAGGGGUUAGACCCAGAUCUACUUGAGACCCCAAAUGCUGCUGUUCCUGCUUGGGGAGAUGAUGUAAAUGCAGAAGAAAGUUCUGAUAGUGAAUCUUCCUUCAGUGACUGAAGAAAUAUUUCAGCCUUUAGAAACUUCUGAUAGAUGCUGAUGUCUGCAGUUGUAUCACAAUUGCAGAUUUGUUACUCAUGGAGUGUAGAAAUAUUUGUAUACCAAAUAGCUUUCUUCUGUUAGUUUGUUUUUUAUGGAAGUCCUCCACAUUUUCUUUCCAAAAAUUUUAAUGGGCAACAUGACUGUCAAUUAAUUUUACCAUAAAUAUAGAUUAUAAAUUCAGCUUGUGUGAUAACAUGUUAUCUCAGAUUCUUCCAUCUUGCAGAAGUAAAAUAUAUGCUAUUCAUAUACAGGUUUCAUGCAAUUAAUAAGGUCUUUAAAAAGAUGUUUGUCUGAUAUUACUACAUUUGUAUAUAAUCAUGUUUUAUUUUUAAUGUCUUUAUGUUCCCCAGCUUGCCAUUUAAGUAAUUUUCUAAAAUGGAAUACUUUAAUCUUGGACUGCUCCACUGUGAAGUCUCCUAAAGUAUGGAUUAAUAUGUAUAUGAUACAGCAAGUAUAGCAAGGAAGAGUGAACUAAUUAUGGUGAUCAUGAACAUUUGGAGUUCUGUUUCUAGCAAACUGAUCUAAAAGUCCAAGAGGUAUUAGAAAUUAUAUCUUCUAUUUUCAAAAUGUAAACUACUGUUCCAACUACAAGCUAAACCAGAGAAUUUCCUGCUCUAAAAAAACAACUAUAUAUACAGAUUAGUUUUAUGUAUGAAGAUUCCAUGGUUGUUCUGAAAAUGGUACUGUAAAAUAAUUAGUGACCAGAAGACUCUUCUUCUGAAAUGCCAGAACCUUUCACUGUUGGUUCACUGUGACACAGGUGGAUAGCAACCAAAAGUAGAAACCACUUUCUGACAGCUGUUUGACUUAUUUGAAAUGAAGUGUGGUCUGUCUAAGUUGUUUUGGACAGGAAACCAUCUCAGAAUUGGUGCCCUUAUUGAAAGUUUCAGUAAGGAAUCAAUAAUUAAGUUUACAUAGAUAAUCUAGCCUCUUGCUUCUGGAAGUGGUCUCUCCAAACCAAGUUUGAGCUACAUUUUUGGCAAUAGGAUUAGGAAACUAAUUUUGUGCGUGAUUUACCCAAAGAGCAAACCUGUUUCCAGAGCACUUAAUUCACUGCAUGGACCAAAGAACAUGAAAUUCUUUAACCUCUUGCAUGGUACCAAGUAUUUUACAUCAAUGUCUUCACUACAGCAUAUUUGGUCUCAUUGGGUUAUAAAUUAAUUCUUAUCCUCAAGUCUUCUAGCAUGACUAUAACAGUGCUACCAUGUUGGUGAGAUCAUUUAAAUAUACUUCUGGGUUUUUUCGCAUUUGUCGUGAAACCGAAGAGGCAAGACCGAUAAGUAUAGCUGAUUACUAGCCAAUAUGUCUGCUUUUAUUAAUAAAUCAAUAGCUUUUGCCUUGAGCAGCUAUUUAUGCCACUUUACUCCAGCAGGUCAAAUGCACUUUCAUAAGAAUAACAUGUAUAUGAACAAAAUGGACAGAGGGAAAUUAUAUAUCUAAAAUUUAUGAAUGAGUAAAUGUUAAGAAAUUAAGUUUAAACUAACUUGAGCUAACUAACACGUUUAGCAAAAGAUAAGAAGUAUUAACAUACGUUGGCAAUAAAUAGUUAUUUCAAAACUU
Messenger RNA from Gavialis gangeticus (Gharial), 2265 nucleotides. It is a transcript of the gene WASHC3, whose product is annotated as WASH complex subunit 3. The transcript is spliced from 7 exons. Gene Ontology annotation, biological process: exocytosis; actin filament polymerization. Gene Ontology annotation, cellular component: WASH complex. The record is from RefSeq and is a predicted model, not a curated record. Lineage: Eukaryota; Metazoa; Chordata; Crocodylia; Gavialidae. Bases 55 to 663 code for a protein of 202 amino acids.